Molecule: messenger RNA, 5125 nt
Organism: Marchantia polymorpha subsp. ruderalis
Lineage: Eukaryota; Viridiplantae; Streptophyta; Marchantiopsida; Marchantiales; Marchantiaceae
Source: the annotation of a GenBank genome assembly
ACGUUCGAAUUCGUUGCGCCCCGAGACAGAGCACUCUGCUCCGCGUUGCGCGAGGUCGCAGAGCAAAUCUCCGUCUGCCCGGACCCGAGGCCGAAGAGAGCGCGAGAGAGCUGGAUAGCAGCGCAUCGAGUCGGUGAGCCGGGCGAGAGUCUUCGCGGGACGGAGCCACGGGCAGCAGCAGCCUUGCCACCCCAACCCACCUUCAUCUGCGCUCUCUCUUUUACCUCGUCGGAAUUUUCGAGGCCCCAAAUCUUUCUGGAGAUAACUCGUCGUUGCCCCGUAGAUUGACGAGUGGGACAUGGCGACCAACCCUAUUGGCAAUCGAAUCUGACUUGGCGACCUGCGUGGUGGCGUAAUUGACGAAAAUUCGAGCGGACUGCCUGUCGUAACGUCGGAAUUCAAUCAAACCCUAGGGCAGAGAGCUCUUCGUGCUCUAUCUGAGGACGGUGCUGCGUGCUGGAGGUCCGGGAGCACGUAAUAAUAUCGAGUACGUGGCCACGCAUGAGUUUGCCUCCACGACUGGCCUGGCCGGGGAGCGAGCGGGAGGUGGAAGAGUAUGUACGACCCUCGGCUCCAGCAUGAGCUAUUCUCGAUCCGAGCCAAGAGUUUCUUGCAAUAAGGUGUGAUUUUAAUUGGGAAGAGGUGCCAAAAUAUGCAGCAUUUUGUGGACCUGCGUAUUGAAGCUUAGUAUGCCUUUUCCGGGCAUUCCUUGUCAUGGGCUCAGUCAUGGAUGAAAAUCACAAUGUUGUUAUCGUCGUAAUAUGAUGUGAUCACACCACAUUAUUUGCUGAGGCAUAUUCCACAGCUGGUUUGAACCUGUGCAAAAUCCUGUUAAAUCCCGCGAGGGAGGUCAGAUUCAACACCAAUUUGCUGCAUUUUCCUGGUUUUCGCGGAACGCAUAUUAUCGGUGUGUGCUUUUGGCAAGAGCCAGAGCCCUAUAUUUUGGGUGGAGUACCAUGCUAGAGAGAGGAUGAUCUCCAGAAGGCCUGAAACAUGGACGAGUGGAGAGGAAACGGAUAAUGAAAAGGCGGAGCAGCCAAUGGCUUCACCACAACAGCAGCACCAGCCCGGAAAGGCUGAGGCUCAGAGGCCUGGGAGCAAUGGCUGGGGAACUUGUGCAGAGUUGCUGUUGGUCAGUGCUGUGAAAAAAUAUGGGGCCCUGAAUUGGAACCUCAUUGCUCUUGAGCUGAAAGCUCGAGCCAUUCUUCUGAACCUCUCCCCUUCUUGUUUCUCGGAAGAGGCAUGUAGGUUCAGAUAUAAUGUUUUGAAGGGGAAGUUUGCUAGUAGCAGCAGCAGUGGUAUCUCCAUGGGGGAGGAUGUGGAUUUAGAUGGAGGUGUUCUAUUCGAGGAGCUAAGGAAGGUCAGAAUGUCCCAUUUGAAGGAAGAACUGCAACAGUACGAUUCCACUAUCGGUCAACUUCAGACUAGAAUCAGGAAAAUGAAGGAAGAGAGAGCCCAGCUCAAACCUUCCAAGCAGGGCGGUGAAUGUGGCGGCACGGAUGUGCACCCCAAGGCUCCCAGAAAUUCUGAGUCCAAAACUCCCAUGGCUCGUAAAAUCGAUGAGCUCUCGGAGAAGACACCUGGUCAUUCGGGAAAAAAUCACAUGCAGCUUGAGAAUCAUGGAGAAAAUCUCAGCUCCCCUGGCUUUGACGUCGCAAACCGGAAACGUGCUUCAUCAUCUACGUCUCAAGAUCGUCUUCUUCUAGGGAAGGAUGUCCAAUUGGGCUCCACUUCCAAAACUGUUGUCAAGGAUCUUAGUGAUGAUCUACAGCUGGCUGGUGAAUCCUCUACUGGGAGGAGAUCAUCUUUGGGGCAGAGUAAUCAGCAGGCUCCAGGUCUUCAAAGAGAGGCCCUUGUCAAAGCGGAUGAUCCAGCAUGCGUUGAAGGUGAAUUCCGAGCCCCUCCUAGUAAAGAGUUGGAGCAAGGAAAGGAGGAGCUAGAGAGGAAGAACCGGCUUCUAGGGAACUCCAAGCCUUACCAGAUGAGUAGGUCAUCAAGCUUGAAAGGAGAGAAAGACAGAGACAAGGCCAGGAGUAGGGCAACAGGUUCUGACAAACAGGAGGAAGGAGAUUUUACUCAGAGCUCGGGUGGGCAGAGCCUGCAGGUUGAGGCUCCGGGCUCUGAAGCUCCUGAGGCCUUUCCUCCAGCUCCAGAGCCUUCUGGUUCUGGUCAAGCCUCCGAUGGAAGGGAGAGUCUGAAAUCUUCUGGUGCUAAAGCAAUCACCGAUGACAAAGUUAAGAACGAUGUUCUCGUCAAAGCUCACGUUGGGGUGGUCGAGUCGGAUGUUCUUCCCGGGCCUGAUCCUAACGGUAAAGUCUUAGAAGGAGAAGCUAAGGAAGCUCGAGGCAGCAAAGUUGAAUCAGGUCUGAGGAAAGAUCCCGACUCGGCGAAACCUGCAACCAUUAGUUACGGGAGAUCUAUCAGCAAGAACAGAUCCAAGCUGCGUGAUGGUGGACGAUCGCAAGGGCAAGAUUCACGUCUUCUUCCUUGUUCCAAGCCUCACCGGGUUGGGGAGUCCGGUGGACCUCAGGAAGAUGAGAUGAAAGCUAAAAGUAAGUCUCACAUCUCUUCAGAACAGAGGUCUGAGAAGGGUAAAGCAAUUGGCAAUGACCUUGUUCCUUGUGAAAAACUAGACAGCGGAUCGAGCAAGGGAGGAAGCGAGUCAGCUUUAACAACCGACUGUGAAGAGGCUGGGGACAAGGUUGUGGAGUUACGAGACCUUAGUGAUGUGAGAAAGCCUUGCAUCAACAGUAGAAGUGUGGAAUUCAAGGAUGGUAGAGAUGGUAAGAAGUUGACGAACCUCAACAAGGUUGGAGGUGGUAGGGAAAGCAGUGACGAGAGGAGGCCCAUGAGCGCAAACAAAGUCUUGGGUCCGAGAGAAGUCAGCGAAGAGAAAAAGCCUACGAACACUAACAGGGUAUUAGGGGUGAGGGAAGCUGGCGAUGACAAAAAGUCUGUCAACAAGGUGGCGGGUAACAGAGAAGGUGGGGACGAGAAGAAGAACAACAGCACAGGCAAGGCUGGAGAGUACAGGGAACUUGGUGACGGGAAGAAAACUAUGAGCAUCAAUAAGAUUGUUAAUAGGGACCAGAGCGAUGAGAAGAAAGCGGCAGGCUCCAGCAAAGAAUUGAGGGAACAUAACGAGGGGAAGAAGCUCGUGAACAACAGCAAGGCUGUGGAGUCCAAGGAGCUCAUGGAUGGAAAAAAGGCUUCAAGCAGUAAAUUUCUGGAGGCAAGGGAUAUCACCGAUUCGAAGAAGGGGCAGAACAACAAUGUUACAACGGCUGGUGUGGCAGAGUUGAUGGUUGCCGCGAGUCCCGCAGACAGAGCAGCCGAACGCAAUUCCUUAUCGGGUAAUGGGCAGGCAUUGCAUACUUCGCCAGCACCAAGUACACCGAGUGACAGUCCUCCAAAGAUUGUCUCUAUUUUGGGUAACCAAGAUGCGAUUCCUAGCAGGAGGAGGUCUGAGAGUCCACAUGUUUUUCAAGAGGCAAUUUCUGUAAAGGGGUCCAAGAGCCCACAUUCACUUCACGGAGGAUCUAGUGAGCAGAAAGUAGGCACUCACGCGAACUCGUCUCAUAAGUUAAAGAGAUUAGACUCCGGGAAGGCUGUUACAGGUGCUGAAGGGGAACGGAAGAGGAAGGCAGUUCCAAAGCCUUCACCCGAUGUCAAGGGGGAAGGCUGGCCGGUCAAACGACACAUGGAACAGAAGCCAAAGACAAUGGACAUGGAUACUGAUGGUGUGAAGGAACGGAAGUUGGAUCCCAAGCUGAAGAGGAGUAGAUCCAUAACUAAUGAUGUUUCUGACACUCUUUAUAGGAAAGAGAGUGGAGAUGCGCAGGAAGAGUCCAGGGAUUGUCUUGAGAGUGGAGACAGGCAACAAUCGCUCUUGGAUUACGAUAAUAACCAGAUUGAGAAAAGUGAAGUUGGGUCUUCGAUGGAUAGUAUCGAAGACAUGUCGCCUUCAAGUAGGAAAAAUCGGAGAGAGCCUAAAGUGCCAGGGAAGUUCCUUCCUCUUCUGGAAUGCCUAAGGGUCAUUUGUGCUCACAAGUCAGCUCCUCUUUUCAAACAACGGCAGGACUACCAGGAGAAACGCCACUACAACUCAGUGGUCAGGAGACAUGUGGACUUGGGCAUGAUACGCUCUCGGUUGGAAGAGGGAGCGUACUCUGGCAGUGUUGAGUUUUUCCGAGACCUUCUCCUGGUGUUCACCAACGCUUUAGUGUAUAAUAGCAAAGAUUCUCAAGAGUAUUCUGGAGCCAAAGCUUUGCGAAGCUGUGCAUUGGCGGAGAUGGACAAAAUUCUGCAAACUGAAGCUCUGCUGAAACAACAUGGGCCCGCAACACGGAAGCGGGAGGUGAGGAAGUCCAUGGAAAUGCACCGGAAGAGGAUCUCUUUAGGUUUAGGAGCUGAGGCUAGGAAGAAGAGCAACGGGAAGAGUAGCAGUGAAGGAGGAGGAGCAGCAGCUGCAGCAGACAGCCAAGGUGGACAGCAAAGGACUGCACCAAUGGAGGAUAGUCCUAAGGCAGGUGGGUCCUCCGAUGGAAAUGAGGAUGAGCGUGAAGUGGAUGGAAGGUCCGAGACCUUCAAGAAGCUGACUCCAAACCGUGUCGUGAGGGAAGAAAGUGUAAGAAGGGAGGCUCCUAAGACAGAACUAAACAUUGAAGGAAAUAGAAGUAGCCUUCACGUAACAGGCAAAAAACCCAAAGUAGACAGUGCAGCCCAACCUGCCCAAGUCUCUGAAGCGGAAGAAGCAAGACCUUCCAAGGUUGGGCACUUGGACAAUUCUGAGAAUGUGUCGACAAAACUCCCUCCCAAGUUGAAGGAAGUCUCGUGUUUGGACGUAGACAACAAAGGUCCUGGGCUCAAAUCCAUCGGAGCACAUUCAAGGCCACCCCAACCUACAAAGCACGGUUCUGCCACAAGGCCGGGGCACAACCCGACAACUCGCGGGUCUAGAUACUCCAAACGUGCCGGAGAUAGUUCAGGCCCGAAUCCAAAGAAGCGCACUAGGAAAUGAUUUCAAAGGUGUAGAUGUGCUAUAGUCAAAGCUGUUAUCAAUUUAGUUCUUGUAAUUCAUUAUGUAAGUAAACUUUCUGAUCAUAUCCCAAAUGAUCGUGGAAUC